Molecule: messenger RNA, 1324 nt
Organism: Eleginops maclovinus (Patagonian blennie)
Lineage: Eukaryota; Metazoa; Chordata; Actinopteri; Perciformes; Eleginopidae
Gene: rfxank
Product: regulatory factor X-associated ankyrin-containing protein
Exons: 9
Coding region: 348-1046 (232 amino acids)
Biological process (GO): regulation of transcription by RNA polymerase II
Cellular component (GO): nucleus
Molecular function (GO): protein binding
Source: RefSeq, a predicted model, not a curated record
CAAAAUGCAGAUGUAUGUCAGCUGAUUCUCGCUUCUUCCGUAUUUUUGUUGUCAUGUGUCACCCGAUAAUCUUCCGGGCAGAAACAUCGAUCAUUACAAGUCAGUUCCUCGCUGAAUAGCAUCAACGGCAGUGACACGGAAAACGAUUUGAUUCAAACCUUAAUUAAAUGUAAACUACUUGAUUGAAAAUAGCGUAUCAAAUAAGCGAAAAGUUAUAUACCUCAGUGCACUUCAAUGUUCAGCAAGAUCCAUCUUGCGGGACUCGGGAUUAUUCACUUUCAGUUUUCACAAAAGGAAGUUAGCGCGAAUUACACUGUGAGACCCAAUGUGGCGAGCGGUCGGUGAUUAUGGAGUGCAGUGGUGAUGAAGAAGUUGCAGAUGGCCAAAAUAUUCGGUCAUCCAACGCUGAUGUUUUUGCUCCCGAUUCAAUAGAUGAGGGGUCCAAUGUGUCUCCAGAAACAACGGAUGUGGAUGAAGAGGGUAUGUUCAUACAUCCCACCACUUUGACCAACAAGCAGCGUGGGAAUGAGGUUACAGUACGCCCGGCAACAUUGGACACUCUGUCUAUACACCAGUUGGCAGCUCAAGGCGAGGUUUCACAAGUGGCUGCACACCUGAGUAAAGACAAUUCACUGCUAAGUCAACAGGAUGACCGGGGCUUCACGCCUCUCAUGUGGGCAGCAGCAUUUGGAGAGAAAGCAGUGGUGGAUUUUCUAUUGGAAAAGGGCGCAGACCCCAAAACAAUUGCGACAGAGCGAGAGAGCGCCCUGACACUGGCCAGCUCUGGAGGUUACGUGGACAUUGUGGAGUCUCUUCUCAGACAUGGAGUAGACAUUAACACAUUUGACUGGAAUGGGGGAACUCCUCUUCUUUAUGCUGUGCGAGGGAACCACAUCAAAUGUGUAGAGUCACUCUUAGUCAAAGGGGCAGACAUGACCAUCGAGUCUGAUUCUGGGUACAGUCCAAUGGCCUUAGCUGUUGCCCUUGGACACAAAAAGAUUCAGAAAGUGUUGGAGGACCAUAUUCUGAACCUGUACAAGAGUUAAAAGAAAAACAACAGCGGUCAGCUCUUCAGUGGCGAGAAGACCAAGACCUCUGUCACAAUUACAUAGUAGCACAGACUAGUACAUAUGUGGAGACAUUAACAUCAUGUAAAUGACAUAUGCUAUUUUAUACAUAUUGUUUUUUCCACUUGUAUGCAUUACAUUGUUUGUCAACUUUGUACAAAAAGGAGUAAAAUGCUAUGUUUUGCAGCGGAUUUAUUUUUGUUUGGCUGAAGCACAGCAAUGAACAAGUUUUAAUAAAAACCUAUUUUUAUACUGUG